AUUUACCAAUCAAAUCAGAAUGAGUUGUGUUUGACUGUAAAGGGUAAGGCCAGAGCAUGCAAUCUUGGCCAUGGCCGCCAAUUUUCGUCCCCUCGCGCCAUAAAUUUAGCUUCAGAAUCAGCGCUUUGUUUGACCGAACUAAAAUCGGAUUAUUCUUCAACGGAGCGAAACAAUAACGCAGUGAUUUCUGCAGUGAGAAAAGUCAUUUGAAAUCGGACUCCAAAAUUUGGGGACGGAGAAGACAGGAGGAUGGGUUCUUUCCACUGAAUCAACCGAGCUUCCGUCUCUCUUUUCCCUCUUCUGUAUUCGAUUCUGAGGCUAUGGUGGCGCCAAAGGGCACUGGUUUGCUCGAUACCGGCCAUGCUCGUCUCAAUGAGCUCGGAUACAAACAAGAGCUCAAGCGCGACCUCUCGGUCGUUUCUAAUUUUGCGUUUUCGUUUUCGAUUAUCUCGGUGCUCACUGGUAUAACCACUCUUUACAAUAACGGGCUGAAUUUUGGCGGCCCCGUUUCGUUGGUUUAUGGAUGGUUUAUUGCUGGGAUUUUCACCAUGUUUGUUGGGUUGUCCAUGGCUGAGAUCUGUUCCUCGUAUCCAACUUCUGGAGGUCUCUACUAUUGGAGUGCCAAGCUUGCGGGUCCAAGUUGGGCUCCUUUUGCCUCUUGGAUGACUGGCUGGUUUAACAUUGUUGGACAGUGGGCUGUCACAACAAGUGUUGACUAUUCACUUGCUCAGCUAAUUCAAGUGAUAGUUCUACUUAGCACAGGGGGUAAAAACAAUGGUGGAUAUGAGGCAUCUAAAUAUGUAGUGAUUCUUUUCCAUGGUGCAAUUUUGUUAGUACAUGCUAUCAUGAACAGCCUGCCCAUUUCAUGGUUGUCUUUCUUUGGACAGUUUGCUGCAGCAUGGAACUUCAUAGGUGUUAUUCUUCUUACAAUUCUCGUUCCCUUGGUCGCAACGGAAAGGGCCAGUCCCAAGUUUGUUUUCACUCAUUUCAAUACUGAUAAUGGGGAAGGAAUUAACAGUAGACUUUACAUAUUUGUUUUGGGACUUCUGAUGAGUCAAUAUACCCUAACUGGAUAUGAUGCUUCUGCUCAUAUGACAGAGGAAACAAAGGAAGCUGAUAAGAACGGACCGAGAGGAAUAAUUAGUUCCAUUGGGAUAUCAAUUGUUGUUGGUUGGUGUUACAUACUCGGCAUCACCUUCGCCGUUACCAGCAUCCCAAACCUUUUGGAUGAAAACAAUGAUGCGGGAGGUUAUGCCAUUGCUGAAAUAUUUUAUCAAGCGUUCAAGAGUAGAUAUGGCAGUGGAGUUGGAGGAAUUAUUUGCUUAGGCGUGGUAGCCAUUGCAAUAUUCUUCUGUGGAAUGAGUUCAGUCACUAGUAACUCCAGGAUGGCUUAUGCAUUCUCCAGAGAUGGGGCGAUGCCAUUUUCGUCAUUGUGGCAUAAAGUGAACCAGAACGAGGUUCCCAUAAAUGCAGUUUGGCUCUCUGCUUUCAUUUCAUUUUGUAUGGCGUUAACGUCUCUUGGAAGCACAGUGGCAUUUAAUGCUAUGGUCUCUAUAGCAACAAUUGGUCUGUACAUUGCAUAUGCCUUGCCCAUAUUUUUUAGGGUGACUUUGGCAAAGAGGUCCUUUGUGCCGGGACCUUUCAACUUGGGCCGCUAUGGAAUCUUCGUCGGUUGGGUGGCAGUUCUUUGGGUGGCGACGAUUUCGAUCCUCUUUUCGUUGCCUGUCGAGUACCCUGUCACUAACGAGACUCUCAACUACACUCCUGUUGCAGUUGGCUGCUUGUUGAUUGUUACCGUUUCUGUCUGGGUCGUGAGGGCUCGGCAUUGGUUCAAAGGGCCUGUAACCAACAUACAAAGCUGAAGCUAACAGUGUUCUCUUCUUGCAAAUAAACAACAGUGUAAGAUAGUUUUUAGUUUAUCAUUGUUGUUCUGUUUUCCAGUUACACUUUUGCAUCUAGCGCUUAUGGAUGCUGCAUAUGUUCAAGAAUUAUAGAAUAGAACAUAUGGAACAUCAAAUAGGCAUUGUAAAAAAGUAGCUUCAUAAAUCGAAUGUAGUUCAUUGCUGCUAUGGGAUGUGAUACAUAUUCGAACUUCUAAUCAUCAAUUUUUAAAAAAUAUUGUAGUUUUAGAA
Molecule: messenger RNA, 2132 nt
Organism: Momordica charantia (bitter melon)
Lineage: Eukaryota; Viridiplantae; Streptophyta; Magnoliopsida; Cucurbitales; Cucurbitaceae
Product: bidirectional amino acid transporter 1
Biological process (GO): transmembrane transport; gamma-aminobutyric acid transport
Cellular component (GO): membrane
Molecular function (GO): L-lysine transmembrane transporter activity; L-alanine transmembrane transporter activity; L-glutamate transmembrane transporter activity
Source: RefSeq, a predicted model, not a curated record